Phaethon lepturus (White-tailed tropicbird) is the source of this 3023-nucleotide messenger RNA. RefSeq names its product KIAA0226 ortholog (gene RUBCN). Lineage: Eukaryota; Metazoa; Chordata; Aves; Phaethontiformes; Phaethontidae. The coding region runs from base 114 to 3023 and encodes 969 amino acids. The record is from RefSeq and is a predicted model, not a curated record. Gene Ontology annotation, biological process: negative regulation of endocytosis; negative regulation of autophagosome maturation. Gene Ontology annotation, cellular component: early endosome; late endosome. The transcript has 21 exons. Gene Ontology annotation, molecular function: phosphatidylinositol phosphate binding.
AGGAGCAUUGGAAGCUGCUAGGCAACCUGAAGACCACAGUGGAAGGCUUGGUGUCCACCAGCAACCCAAACGUCUGGUCCAAGUAUGGCGGUUUAGAACGGCUCUGCAGAGACAUGCACAGCAUCCUCUACCAUGGGCUCAUCCACGACAAGGUGUGCUGCAGACAGAAGGAUUACUGGCAGUUCGUGAAGGACAUUCGCUGGCUGAGUCCCAGCUCUGCUCAUCACCUGGAGAAGUUCAUCAGCCUGCAGGAGAGCGGCCGGCGCGACCCAGAGGGCCCGGGGGACCAGGCCAUCGCGCAGCUGUGGCUGCAGCACAGCCUGCAGUGCCACUGCCUGUCGGCACAGCUGAGACCGCUCCUGGGGAACCGGCAGUACAUCAGGAAAUUCUACGCCGACACUGCCUUCCUGCUCAGUGACGCCCACGUCACGGCCAUGCUGCAGUGCCUGGAGGCUGUCGAGCAGAACAACCCCAGGCUUCUGGCUCAGAUCGACACCUCCAUGCUGGCCGGCACGUCACUGCCAUCCCUGUGCGCGUCAGGUCCUUCUGCUGGGACAAGAGAGGCGUGUGACCAUGAUGCUGAAGGACACAAGAGCCGUCUGCCUGGUGCGCUGGGCUGCCUGGAUCAUUUCACUGAGAGCCUGCUUACCCAGAGGAGUGACGGUCUGCCUCCGGUGACCAAGAGUCAGAGCCUGACUGCCCUCCCCGCGUCCCCGUAUGUCCCUGCUGCAGGCUGCACGCAGCAGCGCUGCUUUGGGUCCUUCUCCAGCCUCCACCAUCCAGCCUCCUGUGGCUUCUCAGACAGGAGACCAGCGAGCUCUUCCACCAGCUCCAGUGCCAGCCAGCCCCAGGAGCACUGCCCGUCCACCCGGUCAUCCUCUUUCAGCGACAGCAGGUCACCUCUGGAGCAGCCCGGCUCUGUCACCCGAUUCCACAACCCCUCACCCAAAGACCCCUUCUCUCCAGCCAGCGAGAUGAGCUCCAGCACCACCAGCCAGAGCGAGGACACUUGGACGGGGAGUCAGGAUGAUCCGCAGAGCGAUGUGAACGAUGGGCCGGAGUACCUGGCCAUCGGGAACUUGGGGCGCCGGGGCCGGGCAUGCAGCAGCGCCAGCACCAACAGCACCAAGAGCAGUAGCUCCAAACUCUUCUCCUCCAGCAGCUCCCAGAAGCUGGACUCGGUCCCAUCCCUGGGGGAGCAGGGGGCAAGUGGAGUUGGAAGCAGGGGCCUGAGCGUGUUGCGCCGGUCCAGCUUCUCAGAGGGACAGUCAGCAGCUCCACAGGGCAUCCUCAAGAAGAGCCACGUGCGCUCGCACUCCGAUACCAAUGUGGCUUCGGGGAAGUUGCACGGAGGCCUCAGGGAUAUCACCAUUAUAAUAGAAGAUCCAGUGGCAGAGUCCCAUGGUGAUCCAGGCGGAGGGAGAGGGCCAGUCUCUGCUUCCACCCAGAGCAGUGAACUGAGCACAUCCAGCUCCUUCUACAUGGAGUACGACUCUGGCCAGUACCUGAGCUCAGGAGAAGGGAUGUUCAGAAGACCCUCAGAAGGGCAGUCCCUCAUCAGCUACCUCUCUGAGCAGGACUUUGGCAGCUGUGCAGAUCUGGAGAAGGAGAAUGCCCACUUCAGCAUCUCAGAGUCCCUGAUCGCUGCCAUUGAGCUGAUGAAAUGCAACAUGAUGAGCCGGCAGCUGGAGGAGGAGGAGGAAGACAGCGACAAGGAGAUCCAGGAGCUUAAACAAAAGAUUCGCAUUCGGCGCCAGCAGAUCCGCACUAGGCACCUGUUCCCUACCUGCCAGGAGAUGGGCUCAGACAGUCUUGUGGCGACAGACAGUGAGUCCCAGUUCAGCUCCCAUGGCUCCAUGAGGCUCUCUGACUCUGGCUCUGCAGAGGACGUGGAAGAGUAUGAGAUCCGAGAUGCUGACAUCAAGAGGAACCCAGACUCCAGCAGGAAGUCCUUUCUCUCCUCAGAGUCCAUAUCCCACUCCUUCCUCAAUUCCAACUCGGCGGAGGCCGUGGCCAUGGGCUUGCUGAAGCAGUUUGAGGGCAUGCAGCUCCCGGCCGCCUCUGAAUUGGAGUGGCUGGGGGCCCCGAAAGGUAGGGGUCUCUUGCCCAUCCCCAACUCUCUGCCCAUCUCUCCCGACGACGGAGAACACGCCGACAUCUACAAGCUGAGGAUUCGGGUGCGUGGAAACCUGGAGUGGGCCCCACCACGACCGCAGAUCAUCUUCAAUGUUCACCCAGCCCCAACGAGGAAGGUGGCCGUGGCCAAGCAGAAUUACCGGUGUGCAGGCUGUGGCAUCCGGACUGAUCCCGAUUACAUCAAGCGGCUGCGGUACUGUGAGUACCUGGGGAAGUAUUUCUGCCAGUGCUGCCACGAGAACGCCCAGACAAUUAUCCCCAGCCGCAUCCUGCGCAAGUGGGACUUCAGCAAGUAUUAUGUGAGCAACUUCUCCAAAGACUUGCUGAGCAAGAUCUGGAGUGACCCGCUCUUCAACGUGCAGGAUAUCAAUCCUGCCCUGUACCGGAAGGUGAAGUCUCUCAACCAAGUGUGGCUGCUGCGAAUCCAGCUUUUCCACAUGAAGAACAUGUUUAAGACCUGCCGGCUAGCUAAAGACCUCCUGGACUCCUUCGAUGCGGUGCCUGGCCACUUGACGGAGGAUUUGCACCUCUACUCGCUGAGCGACCUCAGUGCCACGAAGAAGGGGGACCUGGUGCCUCGCUUGAUGGAGCUCCUGAAGGCAGGCAGCCUGCACGUUGAGAAGUGCAUGCUGUGCCAAGCUAAAGGCUUCAUCUGCGAGUUCUGCCAGAAUGAGGGCGACAUCAUCUUCCCCUUUGAGCUCAACAAGUGCAGGACAUGUGAAGAGUGCAAAGCCUGCUACCACAAAUCCUGCUUCAAAUCCACCCGCUGUCCCCGCUGCAAGCGGCUUCAAGCCCGGAGAGAGCUGCUGGCCAAGCAGAGCAUGGAGUCCUACGUCUCAGACUACGAAGACGAGCUGGAGCAGCCGGAGGCAGUGGCAGCCACAUGA